Macrobrachium nipponense is the source of this 3744-nucleotide messenger RNA. RefSeq names its product cellular tumor antigen p53-like. Gene Ontology annotation, molecular function: RNA polymerase II cis-regulatory region sequence-specific DNA binding; DNA-binding transcription factor activity, RNA polymerase II-specific. The record is from RefSeq and is a predicted model, not a curated record. Gene Ontology annotation, biological process: regulation of transcription by RNA polymerase II; apoptotic process. The coding region runs from base 166 to 1659 and encodes 497 amino acids. The transcript is spliced from 9 exons. Gene Ontology annotation, cellular component: nucleus. NCBI's taxonomy places the organism in Eukaryota, Metazoa, Arthropoda, Malacostraca, Decapoda, Palaemonidae.
GAGACUGAGAAAGUGAGAAACACUACCAAAACAAGACUUGGAGAAGUUUCGAAACAUUGUGCAAUAUAGUUCAGUCAUUCAAAAGACUGACGUCUUCUGGUCUUUGUUUACGUUUUGUGACUUGGCUUAUUAACCUAGGUAACCAUCGCUAACCUUGGUCAGGCAAUGGAGAACCAGGACUCUGAGCCACUGUUUGGAGAUGAUGUGUAUAGCCUGUUGAGAGAUGACUCUCUGUUACACAGAACUGGGUCAAACAAUUUUGCUUCUUUAAUUGAAUCUGCAGAUACAGCAGUGCCUGGUAGUAGUCUUCACCAGGAAUUGGAACAACCUCAGAAUUUCCGUCAAAAUCAAGAUGCUAACGGAGAGAUAACAAUUAAAAAAGAUGAGCUGGUGCAGGAAAAUAUUGAAGUGAAGAGUCAACAAGAACUGCAACAAUGCCUGCAGCAGACAAAUAUAAAACAAGAAGUCAAAUACCAAGUAGUACAGAGUGUUGAGGGCCACAGCCUACAACAGGAGCAGCAGCUACAUCAGGAGAUGAAACCUGAACAUAAAUAUAAAGUUCAAAACACUAAUGGCCAAACCCAGCCGGAAAAAUGUAUUGUUUACCACUUGUCAGAUAAUACUAGUAGUAUAGUUUAUAUGAAUAAUGAACCCUCGUCAUCAGUUGCCAGUGAACAGGAUCAGCCAUUAGUAAUAGCAUGGGAUGGCGUGGAUGAUGACGAAUCUGUGACUGAGGUUCAAAACACAUCUGGAAAUUUGGUUAGUAACCCCAGCAACUCCUUCAUGAAUCUUCUUGAUGAGGCUUCUUCACUGCUGCCUGACACUACAACUCGAGUAGUGCCUUCUCUCCAACCGUGGCCCGGAAAGUACUUGUUUAGUAUUUCUCUGCCUGUUGACAACAGAGAUCGGAAUAAGUGGUGUUACAGUCAAGAACUCAAGAAGCUGUAUGUCUGCCCGAGUGUAGCAGUUCCCCUGAACAUCACUCUUUCAAAGUGGAUUGAUUCAAGUAUUACAAUCACCCCAGUAUUCCACCAGAGUCAAUAUCGAAUGGAUCCUGUUUUUAGAUGCUACAACUGCAAAAAUUUCAGCAAUUGUGAUCCUCAACUUGUAGAUCACAUAGUUCAAGUUGAUGGUGAAGGUUGUUCAUAUGAAGUUGUACAAGAGAGACCAAUUGUAAUCAUUCCUGUGCAGCCUCCACCACCUGGAGAACGUUCAUCAAUCCUACUUCUGAAGCUCACAUGUCUUACAUCAUGUGUAGGAGGACCCAACAGACGACCAUUUUGUUUAGUGCUUACGCUUCGCUGCAAUGUGACUGGGAUGGAAAUUGGCAGACAAAUCUUAGAUGUGAAGUGCUGUAAAUGUCCUUCAAGAGAUAUGACUAAUGAUGCAAAAAGUGUUAGUGGAAAUUCAAACAAGACAAAACUGGAUGAGGGACAGGUGACAAAGAUAAGGAAGCUGUCAUCACAAAUCCAUGUUGGCCAGAAGAGGAAGAAGCCUAAAGUAAAAAAUGAACCUGGAACAGAAACAAGAUAUGUGAACAUUGCUGUACCAGUUGAAUUUGAGCUUCAGGUUAAAAGUUAUGUGAACGGACUUAUUGCUGAACAAAUUUUGCGGCGUAAUCAGCCUGGUCUCUUACUCUACCCAGAAGAUGAUAAUUAGAUUACAUCAUGCACAACGUUCCUAACUUCUUGGAACAGGUGUAAAGUGUUUGUUUGUGCACUUCAGUCCUACAUAAAUGAUGUUGCACACUUAUUCAUUUAUAUUUCCUCAUGUUGCUGGAACACUACGUUUGUGUACAUGUCAUGGUAUACAGCUAAAAUGUAAGAGCUUCGUAUGACUAUCAUUUGUUAAAACUUAGUCGUGUCAGGUACACUUGGUCCAGUCAAAUGAUGUUUCAAUUUACAAUAGUUAAAUGAAGAUAAAGAAGUGGUUUUUGUUGUUUAAGUACAUUACUUAUACUACACAUUAUUUUGUUAUGCAUAUAGUACUAAUAAUUACUUGUUCUGUGUCAUUAAUAAAAAAAUUUUUAGGGAAAGCUGUAAUAUACUGUUUUUUAUGUAUAUUUUCCAAAUUGCAGGAAAGUUAUUAGCUCAAUAAAUUUUAAAAACUUUCUUUAUGAUGUACAAUGAACUUAUAUUGUCCAAAACAGUUUACUAAGUGAUAUACAAAAUAAGUGAUAUACAAAGGCCUACACUGUUUUAGUUGAACUGUGCUUCAGUUUUGUUUGCAGUUUAAUUUAAAUCAUGUCUUACAUUAAUGAUAUAUUUUGUCUCUGGAGUUCAUUAGAUUGUCUUACAUUAAUGAUAUAUUUUGUCUCUGGAGUUCAUAAGAUUGAAGAUAAAAUUUCACUAAUUGUUAAGAUUUGCUCUGCAUAUGUAAAGGAAUAGUACAGUAUAUGUAAAGGAAUAGUACAGUAUGUUUCAUUGAUUACAUAUUAAGUUGCACUUAGCAUUUAUGUAUAUAUAAGUUAAUACAUCAUGCAGAUAUUUCCCUCCAAAUUAAAACUAUUGUGAAUUGUAUUGUAAUCUAAUUGAAGGUUUAUUUGAGACUGUGUGGAGGAAACAAUGUGAAUUUUUUAUCAACCUUCAUAGUCAAGUAGAUCAAAAUCUAAAACCAAUUUAUAUUUAUAUGAAAUCAGCAGUGUGCAUUGGGUAUUUGAUACAUUACAGAGAAAGCAUUAUAUGUUUUGUCAAAAUUGCAUUCACAGGCAGUUUCAGAUGAAUUAAUUGAAAAAUGUUAAAAGCAAAACUUUUAAUCAAAAUGCAAAAGAUUAUGUUAAUCAAAAUGCAAAAGAUUAUGUUUAACUUUUAAUCCAAAUGCAAAAGAUUAUGUUAAUCAAAAUGCAAAAGAUUAUGUUAAAAGAUUUCAAAUUAUACAGCCUCUUCCAAAGAGGAACGUGCGCUUUAGUAAAUCACCAAAAACCUGACAACUCCCACAUACUACUUUCAAGAGCAAUAUCAUAUAAGGGAAUGCAACCAGACUAACGACCCUUGAAGGGCAUCCAUUUGCAGUGUGUUUACAACGUACAAUUUACUUCAUUCCUUUAGUUGGUAAUUAUAUUCUAGCAUCUUCCUCAACACCUGAAGAAAAUAACUUAGAGAACUGCAGUUCUAUACAUAAAGAAAAUGUAACCCAUUACCAAAAACUUUAAAUUACCCAGAUUUUAAUAUACCAGCAAUGAAACUAUAAGAAUUGUCUUGAGUAUCCCACAAAUCACUUCAAGUAAAUUCAGAGGCAACUCUCAAUGCAAGUGCCAAUCUAAUUUGGGACAAAAAUUACACUUACAAUUAAAUAUUUUCUUUGUGACACACAAUGUCAAUUGAUAUUGAGUUUUACAGACAAAUCCAUGACAAUUUCAUGUUUUUAACAUUUUCACUUGACUCAGUCUUUGCAUUUUUAAGAAUUUGUAAUAUGUUUAAUAAAUCAAACGGCUAAAAAAUAAACCCUUCAAGCCAGGCUUAUGAGAGCUGAGAAUGUUGUCAACUCAGUGGCUUGGUUAUUAAAGUGAGUUGAAGGAACGGAAAAUCACCUUACACUUUGUUUGGUGGGAAUGGAAUGAAACGAGUUGUUAUUAAUUCAAAUUCUUAUUUGUUAAAUUAUUUUUUAUUCACUGUCUAGUGGUGUUAAGUUAUUCCUAUUAUUAAUAUAAUAAUAAUUAAAUUUAAUGUGUCCUUUGUUUUUGUUGCAACUAAUCUCUCUCUCUCUCUCUCUCUCUCUCUCUCUCUCUCUCUCUCUCUCUCGCUC